Molecule: messenger RNA, 9580 nt
Organism: Entelurus aequoreus (snake pipefish)
Lineage: Eukaryota; Metazoa; Chordata; Actinopteri; Syngnathiformes; Syngnathidae
Gene: taok1a
Product: TAO kinase 1a
Exons: 20
Coding region: 556-3615 (1019 amino acids)
Biological process (GO): protein phosphorylation; execution phase of apoptosis
Molecular function (GO): ATP binding; protein kinase activity
Source: RefSeq, a predicted model, not a curated record
AUAAGUUAGCAUGGUGACGUGCUCGGCCCUUUUCUGACGUCCCCUAAGGACUUAUUGGACACUAUCGUGGCUUGUUUAAGGGUGUUUGGGGGCCGUUUGAACUUCUCUGACGUCUGCCCUCGACGUGUUUUGACAAAAAAGGGAGGCGGCGGAGCAAGCCCUCGGCAGCCAUCUUUGAAAGUGCCUGCCGCUGCGAGGGUGUUUCGAGCCUUCUGGCAACCCACUCACUUCUUUUCGCAGCCAUCUUUGGAGCCGCCUGCCGCUGGGAGUGAUUCCGGCAUUCUGGCAACCCAGUCACUUCUUUAGGGUGGGGAUUUUUUUUUCUUUUUAAAUGAACUGCGUUGUCUUCACGUUGCCAUCGUUUGACAGUUUAAAGAACUGCAAGAAUCCGACGCGCUAAUUCGCCACCGUGGAGAUGACAAGAAAGUUGUGACCACGUAUGAGACCGCUGUCCUGCAGAUGAGCCGUCGGUGGGGGCUACCUAGUCGCUGUCGCAGACCCAGAUAGUUUGGCGGCAGCGGCAUUUCCCCCCACCCCCCCACCCAUCUCUCCAUUAUGCCCAAUAGCAGUCGGGCGGGGAGCCUGAAGGACCCCGAAGUUGCUGAGCUUUUCUUCAAGGAAGAUCCGGAGAAGUUCUUCACAGAUCUGCGUGAGAUAGGACAUGGCAGCUUUGGAGCUGUGUAUUUCGCACAGGAUGUGCGAACUAGCGAGGUGGUGGCCAUCAAGAAAAUGUCUUACAGUGGAAAGCAGUCCAGUGAGAAAUGGCAAGACAUUAUCAAGGAGGUAAAAUUCUUGCAAAGAGUACAACAUCCAAACAGCAUUGAGUACAAAGGCUGUUACCUGCGAGAGAACACUGCAUGGCUGGUGAUGGAGUAUUGUCUAGGCUCUGCUUCCGAUCUAUUAGAGGUUCACAAGAAACCCCUUCAAGAAGUUGAAAUAGCUGCAAUAACCCAUGGUGCUCUUCAAGGUUUGGCUUAUCUUCACUCCCACAACAUGAUUCACCGAGAUAUCAAGGCAGGAAACAUCUUACUGACGGAGCCAGGCCAGGUAAAACUCGCAGAUUUUGGCUCAGCCUCCAUCGCCUGCCCAGCCAACUCUUUUGUUGGGACACCAUAUUGGAUGGCCCCUGAGGUGAUCUUGGCUAUGGAUGAGGGCCAGUAUGAUGGGAAGAUAGACAUCUGGUCUUUAGGAAUAACUUGCAUUGAAUUAGCUGAGAGGAAGCCUCCACUUUUCAAUAUGAAUGCAAUGAGUGCCUUAUACCAUAUAGCACAAAAUGAGAGCCCCAUGCUGCAGUCCAGUGAAUGGACUGAGUAUUUCAGAAACUUUGUAGAUUCUUGCCUACAGAAAAGUCCACAAGAUAGGCCAAACUCCGAGGAGCUCUUGAAGCAUGCGUUUGUCCAACGUGAGCGUCCUGAAUCAGUUUUAAUGGACCUUAUAAAUCGGACGAAAGAUGCGGUGCGAGAGCUGGACAAUUUGCAGUAUCGCAAAAUGAAAAAGAUUUUGUUUCACGAAGCCCACAAUGGCCCCACCAUUGAAGCUCCAGAUGAAGAGGAGGAACCAGAACACAGUGUGGGUAGAACGGGUACCGUGAACAGUGUGGGGAGCAACCAGUCCAUUCCGAGUAUGUCAAUUAGUGCCAGUUCCCAGAGCAGCUCUGUCAACAGUCUGACAGACGCCGGCGAUGACAAAAGCGAAGUGGACAUGGAGGGAGACCACACAGUCUUGUCUAACAGCUCUGUCAAACAUCUCAGACGGGAGAAUGCAGCUAAUAAUCAAGAUUCAGAACCCCACACUCGGUCAAAUGAGCCUCAGUCACAACCCGCAAACCCUCCUCGGCCAAAACGGAACCGAGAACACUUUGCAACAAUUCGCACAGCCUCAGUGCUCACUCGCCAGAUUAAGGAGCACGAGCAGGACUCUGAAUUGAGGGAGCAAAUUUUAGGCUACAAGCGCAUGCGACGGCAGCACCAGAAGCAGUUGAUGGCCCUGGAGAACAAGCUGAAAACAGAGAUGGAAGAGCACAGACUACGCCUGGACAAGGAACUGGAGAACCAGAGGAACAGCUUUUUUCAGGAGAUGGAUAAACUGAUCAAGAAGCACCAAGGGUCCAUAGAGAAAGAUACAAAAACAUUUAGCAACGAUGAGAAGAAAUUCCAACAACACAUUCAGAGCCAGCAGAAGAAGGAACUUAAUAGUUUCCUCGAAUCACAGAAACGGGAGUACAAACUUCGCAAGGAACAACUCAAAGAGGAGUUGAAUGAAAACCAAUCAACACCUAAGAAGGAGAAGCAGGAGUGGUUGUCCAAGCAAAAGGAGAAUUUCCAACACUUCCAAGCAGAAGAGGAGGCCAACUUGCAGCGCAGACAAAGGCAGUAUCUGGAACUGGAGUCCCGCAGGUUCAAACGUAGGAUCUUGAUUGCUCGCCACAACAUUGAGCAGGACUUAGUGCGUGAGGAGCUUAACAAACGGCAGACUCAGAAGGACUUGGAACAUGCCAUGCUUCUACGACAACACGAAUCCAUGCAAGAACUGGAAUUCCGCCAGCUGAACACUAUCCAGAAGACAAGGGCCGAACUCAUCCGCCUGCAGCACCAGACAGAGCUCACUAACCAGCAGGAAUACAACAAGAGAAGGGAGAGAGAACUGAGACGGAAGCACGUCAUGGAGGUUCGACAACAACCCAAGAGCCUCAAGUCCAAAGAGCUACAAAUCAAGAAGCAGUUUCAGGACACCUGCAAAAUCCAGACGCGGCAGUACAAGGCACUGAGGAAUCAUCUGCUGGAGACCACACCAAAGUCAGAUCACAAGGCAGUGUUGAAGCAACUGAAACAGGAGCAGCACCGCAAACUCGCCAUCUUGGCAGAGCAGUAUGACCACUCCAUCACUGAGAUGAUGUCCACUCAGGCUCUUCGUCUUGAUGAGACUCAAGUAGUACAAGGCCAAGGCCUCCGGAUGCAGCUUCAGCAAGAGCUGGAGCUUCUUAAUGCCUAUCAGAGCAAGAUCAAGAUGCAGACAGACGCACAGCACGACCGUGAAAGGAAAGAGCUGGAGCAAAGGCUGUCGAUACGCAGAGCGCUGCUGGAACAAAAGAUCGAAGAGGAGAUGGUGUCCUUGCAGAAUGAUCGUUCGGAGCGAAUCCGAAGCCUGCUGGAACGUCAAGCACGAGAGAUUGAGGCUUUCGACUCAGAGAGCAUGCGCCUGGGAUUCAGCAACAUGGUGCUAUCAAACGUCUCCCCAGAGGCUCUUGGCCAUAGCUUUCCUGGGUCCCAGGAAAGUUGGGGGCAACGUCAACAGCCAUCAGGGAGCUUUCAUGGGCCACACAGGAGCAGUGGCAUCUUGAGCACAGGCUCAAGCCACCAAAGCAGCAAUCGCCACCAUCACUUGAGUCCUGGGGGUCCAUCUAUGCAGCACAGCUGGGGGCAAGGCAUGCAGGGUGGUGGGGCUCCACAACCUUGGGGCCACCCAUCAGCUGUCUCUCGCAGCAGUGCUGGUGCACAGAACAGCCCCCAAGGAAUGGGGGGGACACAGCCCGGGGGCCACAGUGUGCCGGGCAUGAGCAGGAGUACCAGCGUGACCUCUCAAAUAUCCAACGGAUCCCAUUUUUCCUACACAUAAGUUAAACCGAUGCAAGUCCAACAGUCAGCAGCAACAAAUACCGGGUGAGCUCCGCAGUGCCAUCUUUCCACUACUCCUCCCCUCCACUUCCUUCUACUGUGCACACAUGUGGAUGUGUCAUUAAACACUUGCUCAGGUCAAAGGGUGCUGCAAAAGUGUGCAGCACCUCCUCACAGCAGAUUAUCAGCAAGCAUACAGGUCAUUUAGGUUAAUGUUACAUAGGCAAUUUAAGUGUCAACAAAUAGGCAGUUUUACUGAUAAGUUAAACCAAUACAUUUACAGCGAUUGCUUCCAUUUUGCACAUGAAAACACUGUUAAAAGCCUUUGACUCGUGUCAAUCACAGUAAACAAAAAUAUGUUUAAUUUAAUAGGUCCCCUGCAGUUUUACACUGGCCCAUUCCGAGGCUAUAGACAAUGUUGGGAUGCCAGCCUGCUGUAAUGGUCAUCGAGAUGCAUUUGAUGCAGUCUUUAUUUAGUUCACUACUUUCUCAUUUCCUGACCACCAACUCAAACGUGAAACCAAAUAAACAAACCACUAUUUUCUGUCUGUGUGAGGCUACACAUUUGACUAGUGCCUUUUCUAGUAUUUUUGUAUUAUCAAAGAUAGGUCCUCAAUAUUAAUAGUGUAAUAGUGUGAAUGUAUAUAAGAUUCAAUAGCACUCAUGAUUCUGCAGUUCUGCAAGGCCCAAUUGUAUUCACUUUGUACAGUGCUAUGUGCUAAGUAGUCUUAAAAAAUAUGACAAAUUGAAACAAUGUACAUAUUAGUAUAUUUUGAUUGUCCUGAUUUUAAAAUGGUGGUGGAAGUGACAUAUCCGUGUCCAGAGACAAUUUGCCUUAGAAAAAAUCGAUAUCUUGAAUAUUUUAGUGCCUUUUUAAAACUGCUGCCUUCUCAAAGCACUUUAUGCUAAAUGCAAGAUAUUUUUCAAAGUUAAUAUUGGACUUGGGUGGCAAAGAACCUUGGAGUCAAGGUGUGUGCUGUGAUUUGUAUAUUUUUUUUAUUUCAAGAGGUACACCGCAACCUUCGUGUUUGUGCGUGAAAACACACUAUGAAACUUAAGCUGAAUGUGUGGAUGCUGUGGGCUAUUUUCCUUUUAAUUCAACUAAAAACAACAGAAUCUAUUUUAGAAGCUAGUAGCCUUCACCUAAAAUCCAUGACCAUGACCGCAGGCUUGGCCAUACUAAAGGAAAAUGACACCACUGCUUAGUGAGGUGACAUGGAACGGUGCUAAAUUUAAAAAGAACAAAGGGUGACUGAAUAUUGAAAAUAUUGCUUCAUGCACACAGGGAGAACAUACAAGUACACACAAAUAUAAAUGCAACAUUUAGUUUUUUUCCCAUUUUUCAUGAGUUAAACUCAAAGAUCUAAAACGUUUACUAUAUACACAAAAUACCUAUUCCUCUCAAAUAUUCACAAAACAGUGUUAGUGAGCAUUUCUUCUUUGCCAAGAUAACCCAUCCCACCUCACGUGUUUGGCAUAUGAAGAUGCUGAUUAAACAGCAUGAUUAUUACACAGGUGUGCAUAGGCUGCCCGCAAUAAAAGGCCACUCUGAAAUGUGCAGUUUUAUCACAGCACAAUGUCACAGAUGUCGCAGGUUUUGAGGGAGUGUGCAGUUGUCAGGCUGACUGCAAGAAUGUCCACCAGAGCUGUUGCCCAUUAAUUGAAUGUUCAUUUAUCUACCAUAAGCAGUCUCCAAAGGUGUGUCAGAGAAUUUGGCAGUACAUCCAAUCGGCCUCACAACCGCAGAGAACGUGUAACCACACGAGCCCAGGUGCACCUCCACGAUCGUCUGAGACCAGCCACCCGGACAGCUGCUGCAACAAUUGGUUUGCAUAACCAAAUCAUUUUUGUGAGAAACCGUCUCAGUGAAACUGAUCUGCAUGCUCGUCGUCCUCAACGAGGUCUCGACCUGACUGCAGUUCCUCGUGGUAACCGACUUUUAGUGGGAAAAUGCUGAUAUUCGAUGGUAUCUGGCACGCUGGCGAGGUGUUCUCUUCACGGAUGAAUCCCGGUUUUCACUGUUCCGGACAGAUGGCAGACCGCAUGUGUAGCGUCAGGUGGAAGGGCGGUUUGCUGAUGUCAACGUUGUCAAUGGAGUGACCCAUGGUGGGGGUGGGCUUAUGGAAUGGACAGGCAUUUGUUAUGGACAACCAACGAGUGCAUUUUAUUGAUGGCAUUUUGGAUGCACAGAGAUACCGUCACGAGAUCCUGAGGCCCGUUGUUGUGCCAUUCACCCGAGACCAUCACUUCAUGUUGCAGCAUGACAAUGCACGGCGCCAUGUUGCAAGGAUCUGUACACAAUUACUGGAAGUUGAAAACAACCCAUCACCUAUAAAGCAAAACUGCACAUUUCAGAGUGGCCUUUUAUCGUCUAAUAAUCAUGCAGUUUAUUCAGAAUCUCGAUGUGCCACACCUGUGAGGUGGAAUGGAUUAUCUUGGCAAAGAUAAUAACUAACACAGAUUUAUAGAGAUUUGUCAAUAUUUGAGAGGAAUAGGUCUUUUAUGUAUACAGUAACAAUUUUAGAUCAUUGAGUUCAACUCACGGAAAAAUGUGCGCAAAAAGAAAAGUGUUGCGUUUAUAUUUUUGUUCAGUAUAGAAUAAGAACAAAUGUUGGAUCGAGCACUUGAGCAGGGCAAGACCUAUGAUGAUUGUAGUAUACAUUUCACACACUUUCCUGAGGUCUAGAUAAAAUGUAUAGGAUAUGCGUUGGUGUAAAGUUUGCUCCAUUGUCACAUUUUUAACCCCUUCUCUGAGUAUGCCUGCAAAACUCUUCGUUUGAGGUGGCGUUCCUUUUUUAGAUGCAAAUAAACCCUUCCAGGCCCUGCCCUUGUUGCAGUGUCAACAAACAGGGCCUAUGUCCGUCUAGCGGGACUUAUUUGCUCCUUUCAGACGAAGACAUCCAAAUCCCCUGCUAACUCUCUGCGAAGAAGGAAAACAAAACACAGACUUCAUAUUAGGGCUGUUCUCAUCAAGGUUUCAUUCCGAUACCGAUCAUCCAUGAGUGAGAUUGGCCAUUAAAUGUGUAAAUGUACAUUUUUUAAAAUUUAUUUCUAGUGCGUCCUAUUGAUAGUUGCACAGUAUCAACACAAUAUUUAAACUAGUUCUUUAUUCUAUUUUAUGACACAAUUGUUUGAGCAACACAAAGUCCGUAGUACAUUAUAACCUAAACAAAAACUGUCUAUUGCUCUUUGAAAUCGUUUUUGCCCUCAAAGUCCCCCUGUGUCUAGGGAAUUAUUCAGCAAAAACAAUUUUGAGAAGGAUAUUAACAAAUAUCAGCACCUCCAAGUCCGAGUCCAUGGUUCUCGCCCGGAAAAGGGUGGAGUGCCAUCUCCGGGUUGGGGAGGAGAUCUUGCCCCAAGUGGAGGAGUUCAAGUACCUCGGAGUCUUGUUCACGAGUGAGGGAAGAGUGGAUGGUGAGAUCGACAGGCGGAUCGGUGCGGCGUCUUCAGUAAUGCGGACGCUGUAUCGAUCUGUUGUGGUGAAGAAGGAGCUGAGCCAGAAGGCAAAGCUCUCAAUUUACCGGUCGAUCUACGUUCCCAUCCUCACCUAUGGUCAUGAGCUUUGGGUUAUGACCGAAAGGACAAGAUCACGGGUAAAUUAGUUUCCUCCGCCGGGUGGCGGGUCUCUCCCUUAGAGAUAGGGUGAGAAGCUCUGUCAUCCGGGAGGAACUAAAGCCACUGCUCCUCCACAUGGAGAGGAGCCAGAUGAGGUGGUUCGGGCAUCUGGUCAGGAUGCCACCCGAACGCCUCCCUAGGGAAGUGUUUCGGGCACGUCCGACCGGUAGGAGGCCACGGGGAAGACUAUGUCUCCCGGUUGGCCUGGGAACGCCUCGGGAUCCCCCGGGAGGAGCUGGACGAAGUGGCUGGGGAGAGGGAAGUCUGGGCUUCUCUGCUUAGGCUGCUGCCCCCGUGACCCGGCCUCUGAUAAGUGGAAUAAUUUGGAUGGAUAUUAACAAAUAUGAUCACUCUAGUAUCAAUCAUAUCCUCAUACUACCCCUAAUAUGUAACAUGUUGAGCCUUGUCCGCCAGUGAUGAUGAUAGUAGAUAAUGAUACUUAAGCUACUAGGAAAUUGUAUAUUUGCUGUAAUAGACGUGUGGGAAGUGGCUUGUCACCCAGAGAGGAUCGGCAUUUGUGAAUGGCAUUAAUCGGCACAUACUUUUUUUCACGAAAUUCGUUCGCCAACAUUUAUGCCUCAAAAGCCCAUGAAGACGCUUGCACUGGCCAAAAAAAUCAGCAGUCAAAAGUCAGCCGAAGUAAAGCUGUUGGCCGUUCUCAUUGUCCUACUGAAACGUGUAAAUAGCCCGCCAGAGAUGACCGUAGGGCCAAAGGGAUCGACAAUUUCCCCAUGUAAACAUGUGUCAUUCUCCUGCAUUUGAUAUCCAUGCUGUGUGUAUGUCCAAACAGGCGAAACUGUUAAUCAUAUCAUCCGAGAUAAACCAGUACAGCCAAAUAAGUGAUACACGUUACCGCUGCGAUAUCAGAGAUGCCUAACACGCACCUGAAGACGCAGGACCCCUCAACGGCAUACCUUCUGGAGCCAUGGAUUUUACUUCUUAAUUGCUGCUAUUUUUCCAAUAUAUUUUUUGCUAGCAAAUACAACGUGAUUGCCACACACUGAUAGAUUAAAUCAGGACAUAAGCUUGGUUAAUUUAUGCAUGUGGUGUUAUCGCUACCUUUGAUGUCAUAUUUGGCUAGGACAAAUCUUAGGUAGUUUGUUAAAUCCACCUUGAGUCUUUCUUACCCCCAGAAGGGCAUAAACUACACUCAAAUCAACAUUUAAGAAAUAAUAGAUAAACAUAAGGUAUCGAGAAAGAGGAAGUUAUCGGCUUGGAAACCUUAUGAUUUAAUACUUUGGCAUUGUUCAGCAGGUAUCCAGCAUUGUAACAUUUAUAAGUCAGAAAAGAGGAAAAUCAUCAUAGGUCCUGUUUAAAUAGUUACGAAAGAGGCAUGCAUUUAUUACACAAUCAUAACUGUCCGUAUGUAUGUAUGUAUGCGUGUGUGUGUGUAUUGGAACAUUUUAUAUUUCAGAAACUGACAGACUAUAUUGAUGGCAGAAAUAUUGCAAUCUACAUGAAUACAAUGACAAAGUGAAGCAUGUAAAAUAUGCCUGCCCUGAUCUUUAACCAACAAAACAUCCCAAUUGCCUACAAUCACACAGUGUAGAUAAGGUAAUAGUCAGGGUUCUGGUACCAAAACUGCAAGCGGACAUUAUUUUCCCGAUGUACUGGUCAAUGAAAAGAUGAAUGUAUCUUUUCCUUUUGUCCAAAAGCCAAGAGUUUGAAUGUUGGAUCAACAUUGCCUGGCCCUCCAUGCCAACAUUCAGUUUGUUUUGUUCACUUUAUGUCAAUGUUUGUUUAUGACUAUGUCAGAGAGAGCCUGAAUAUAUUCUUGUCAUCCAUGCGAACUCUUCACAACCUGGAUUACAUUUUUGUUUUUGUACUUUUAACUUUGAUGUCAAGUUUUGUCCUACUGACUACCUGAAACAUGUAUGGGGUACUGAAUUGGCAGUAGGCAGUGAAGGUGGCCAUUUAUUUCUGUGGUCUGCACACUGCCAUAGUUGCCAAGCCCUGAUGUUGCCACGUUGUUUUCCUCGCCGUGUUUUCACCCCUCAUCAGCGGACUUGGAAACAAGUCACAUCUGCUCCAGUGGUCAACGCCGAACACUCGAGACAAAUCCAGUGAAAAGAGAUUGCAUUUAUUUGAAGAUGUCAGUAUUCUUCUUUUAUUUUAUUUUUUGGCACAUUACCACUACAACUUGUAACCUGUAAUAAAUUGUAUAGAUGGUCUUGAGAGUUUAUGAACAUGCUAAACAUGACAAAAUGGUAAAAGUGAAUUCAAAUUGUAUAAAAAAAAAUAUUAAACAGAAUAAGAAUAGAUUUAAAUGUACUAUUUUGUUUGUAUAAUGCACCAUUGUCUUGGCAGAGGGAUUAUUUAAAAAAAUAAAUCAGCUGUAAUAAAGUAAUUUU